Xenopus laevis (African clawed frog) is the source of this 3283-nucleotide messenger RNA. RefSeq names its product arylsulfatase A-like (gene arsa.L). The record is from RefSeq and is a predicted model, not a curated record. NCBI's taxonomy places the organism in Eukaryota, Metazoa, Chordata, Amphibia, Anura, Pipidae. The coding region runs from base 1794 to 3182 and encodes 462 amino acids. The transcript has 15 exons.
UCCCUCUGCUGGAAGCAGUGACAGUGAAUGGGGCAUUUAGACCAUUGCUAUUUUUAUCUGAGUGGUCCCAUUGCUUUGUGUGCACCACUUCUGAGACUUCUUGCUAAGAUCAGGUGUAGUGUCUGUUCUUAUUAGUUCCUCACUGUUGAGGCAGAGGACCACUUGAUCCUCUGGCCAAAAGGCCGGCAAUUUAUGAAGCUCAAAAUGUUGCAUCCUAGGCCUUGCAAGUCUAAGAAACCUGAACUCAUGUGUUUCUCCUGGCAUAGGAUGUAGGGCACAGCAUAUUACCUCACCUUUAAAGUUGGGAUUCUCUUAUGCCCUGGCUAUGUCUUAGAAAGUUUCAUAAGUUUAAAUUGUAUUUCUUUUGUUUUUCUAUGUUGGAAACAGAAUUGAGAAAGUUGGUGUGGAGGAUAUUCAAGAAUUAGAUCAUGCCCCAGCAUUAAGAUCUUGGGGGUCUCUGAUGGACCUUCGGUAUGGAGAGGAGGUAGAAGGCGAACUAUCAGCAAAUGGAGGAGGAGAAGGAUAAAAAAUCAGAUCAAGCUCCAGUGAUAAAAUCUUGGGGAUCUCUGAUGGACAUUCGAGGUGUAGAGGAAGUAGAAAGAGAACCAUCGGCAAAAUAUUGGAGAUCACAAGUGGAUCUCUCCGAUUCUGGAGUGGAAGAGGGAGAGAAAGACGAUAAGUCAGCUUUUCAGAAAUCCACUCCAGUGAGAAAGAAGUACAAUUUGCAGCGUCCAGCUUCUGGCUUCGAAAUAAGAACAAUCCCUGUAAUUCCCAGGAAGGCUAUCCCACAAGUCCAGAAAUUAGCAGGAACUUCCAGGAAAGUAUAGAUGUAUUGGGGAAAAGUUCUUCCAGAGUAAAUAGUCUUUAAUGAUGAUUUCUUCCCACAGGAACUCCUUAGGAAAAGAAUGGCAUGUACAGUAUUUACAUACUUGGCAGCAAGUCUUGAAUAAGUUAAUCAAAGCUGUUGAAUAAUUCUUUGGAGCAAUAUUUAGCCCCGACAAUGAUUAUACAAGAUUAGGUAAUACUUAAUCACUCACUCAUUGGUAGAAGAAUGAAUGUAGAACCGUUGCUGUGACUGGAAGCUGUUGCUGUGGCUGGAAAGCUGGUUGCUGUGACUUGAAGCUGUUGCUAUGGCUGAGGAGCUGUUUGCUAUGGCUGGAAGCUGUUGCUGUGGCUUGAAGAACUGGUUGCUGUGACUGGAGCUGUUGCUUGAAGAGCUGGUAGCUGUAAUUGGAAUCUGUUGCUAUGGCUGGAACUUCCUAGUAACGGAGCUUAACUGAGUGGAAAGGCACUGUAGGCAGAAACGUGCUGGGACAGCCCCAGGAAGCUGAUUCCCAGCUGGGAAGCACUGAAGGGAAGCCAGGACCAGGAGCUGCAAGAAAAUGCUGAAAUCUUGACAUGAAGAUCUGUUGCAGAGAGACGCUGAACUUCUUCUGGGUUAGGUAAUUCUCUGAACUCUGCUGCACUUUGAUCCCUAUACAACGAAGCAAUGGGAUUCUGUUAAAUCAGUGAUCAGUCAAGUGUCUUACUGUGAGGGCCUGUGAAAAUGUUGGAUUUCUGCAUUGAGAAGAAGACCCAUACACUUAUCCUAGGAAAACAACUUUUUAUGCAAUGAUACACUGAAAGAGCUUGUCCUAGUCAUGGAAGUCUGGUACAUCGUCUUACUGGGGUACAUACUUACCAAAGCUAAAGCUGAUUCUCCAAACAUUAUAUUGAUCCUUGCUAAAGAUUUAGGCUAUGGUGACUUAGGGUGCUAUGGUCAUCCUUCCUCUCUCACCCCUAACCUGGACUAAAUGGCAGCUGGAGGACUGAGAUUCAGAGACUUCUACUCUACAGGAACAGCGUGCUCUCCAUCCAGAGCCAGCCUGCUGACGGGCCGCUAUCAGUCCCGGAAUGGGAUUUACCCAGAUGUUUUUUUACCCGACUCCAGAGGUGGCCUCCCAUUAAGUGAGGUAACAAUUGCUGAGAUUCUGCAGUCUCACGGAUACAGGACCGCCAUGGUUGGAAAAUGGCACCUGGGCUUAGGGCUGAAUGGGACAUAUUUGCCAACACGACAGGGAUUUCAGCACUUUCUGGGACUGCCCUUUUCACAUGAUCAGGGUCCUUGCCAAAAUCUGACUUGUUUUCCUCCAAAUAUAAGUUGCUAUGGGACAUGUGACUUAGGAGAAGCUCUAGUCCCUUUGUUUCUUGAUGAAAAAAUCAUUCAGGAACCAUUGGAUUUCACAAAUCUUGUCCUCAAAUAUCAGAGAUUCAGCAAAUCCUUCAUCAGUGCAUCUGUGAACGACAAGAAGCCAUUCUUCCUUUACUAUGCUUCCCAUCACACUCAUUACCCACAGUUUGCGAGUGCUCAAUACACAGGCCAAUCUCUAAGAGGACAGUUUGGAGAUGCACUUCUUGAACUUGAUGGAUCAGUAUAUGAGCUGUUAAACACUAUUUGGGAAAAUGGCAUUCAAAAUAACACGCUCGUCAUCUUUACCUCUGAUAAUGGGCCCGAGACUAUGCGUAUGGAGAGAGGGGGCUGCUCUGGGCUUUUGAAGUGUGGCACAAAUACAACAUACGAAUGUGGUGUAAGAGAGCCAGCAAUAAUGUUCUGGGAGGGAAAGAUACAACCAGGUGUUACUUCAGAGUUGGCCAGCACGCUGGACAUUUUGCCCACAGUAGCAAGUAUCACAGGAGCCUCACUGCCGAAGACUACACUUGAUGGAUAUGACUUAAGCAAACUCCUAUUCAACGGUCAUCCAAGUCCACGGAAUACUUUUCAUUACUAUCCCGGCUCCAUUGACCCCAAAAAAGGCAUCUUUGCUGUGAGAUUAGGGAAAUACAAGGCUCAUUUCUAUACACAAGGUGCAGCUACCAGUGAGACUACUCCAGACCCAGACUGCCAUGAGACUUCAUUCCUGACAUUCCACGAUCCACCUCUUCUGUUUGAUUUGAGCACUGAUCCAGCAGAGAACUACAACUUACUAAAGGGUGGCAUCCCUGGGGAUCUUGGGACAGUGCUGAAUGAAAUUUUGGCUGAGCAUAACAGAUUUCAGAAAACUGUAAAGUAUGCAGAAAGUGAGAUUAAUAAAGGAACGGAUCCUUCACUGAAACCCUGCUGUAACCCAGAAUGCAGCCCAAAACCUGACUGCUGCCGCUGUGAGAAGAGGAGAUCUUCCGUAAAGGGGUUAACUUGGAGUUAAUUUUAGUAUGAUGUAGAGCGUGAUAUUCUGAGCCAAUUUGCAAUUGGUUUUCAUGUUUUAUUAUGUUAUGUUUUGAAGUUAUUUAGCUUUUUAUUCAGCAG